AUGAAUGAGAGUCGAAGGGAAGCACUGGUGGCUCCCGAGCCCACCACCACGUCCUCCUCUACGGCUGGCUCCAACACCACCAAUAUGGCCGGCCCAGGCACCGGCGAGAAGGAUGAGGCCUUUUCCAAGCUGAAGGACAAGUUCAUGAAUGAGCUAAAUAAAAUCCCAUUGCCAUCAUGGGCCAUUGUCUCUAUUGCCUUUGUGGCAAUCAUCCUGGUGUUAGCAUGCUGCUUCUGCAUCUGCAAAAAAUGGAUAUUAAAGAAGAAAAACAAAAAGAAGGGCAAAGACAAGGGCAAAAAUGCCAUCAACAUGAUGGACGUCAAAGACGGAGCCAAAACCGAGGCCUUGAAGGAUGAGGAGGAUGCGGAGACAGGGCUGACUGAAACGGAGAAAGAGGACGAGCCCAAGGAGGACCAGAAACUUGGCAAAUUACAAUACUCCCUGGAUUACAAUUUCACAGAGAAUACGCUCAUGGUGGGGAUCAUUCAGGCAGCAGAGCUGCCUGCUAUGGACAUGGGUGGCACAUCUGACCCAUACGUGAAGGUUUACCUGCUGCCUGACAAGAAGAAGAAAUUUGAGACCAAGGUCCACAGGAAGACCCUCAAUCCUGUCUUCAACGAGCAGUUCACCUUCAAGGUCCCCUAUGUAGAGCUUGGUGGGAAGACACUGGUUAUGACGGUGUAUGAUUUCGACCGCUUCUCCAAACAUGAUGCCAUUGGUGACAUUAAGGUGCCCAUGAACAAGGUGGACUUCAGCCACAUAACAGAGGAGUGGCGGGAUCUGCAGAGCGCAGAGAAGGAGGAGCAAGAGAAGCUGGGCGAUAUCUGCUUCUCUCUGCGAUAUGUUCCCACCGCCGGCAAGCUGACUGUGGUCGUCCUCGAGGCCAAAAACCUGAAGAAAAUGGAUGUGGGAGGCUUGUCAGAUCCAUACGUGAAGAUCCACCUGAUGCAAAACGGCAAGAGGCUGAAGAAGAAGAAGACGACAAUCAAGAAGAACACCCUCAACCCUUAUUACAAUGAGUCCUUUAGCUUCGAAGUCCCAUUUGAACAAAUCCAGAAAGUGCAAGUUGUUAUAACUGUUCUGGACUAUGACAAGAUCGGCAAGAACGAUGCUAUCGGCAAGGUCUUUGUGGGCCUCAACAGCUCGGGGACGGAGCUGCGCCACUGGUCCGACAUGCUGGCCAACCCCAGGAGACCCAUCGCCCAGUGGCAUGUGCUAAAGCCCGAGGAGGAGGUGGACGCUCAGCUCUCCACCAAGAAAUAG
Molecule: messenger RNA, 1263 nt
Organism: Scomber scombrus (Atlantic mackerel)
Lineage: Eukaryota; Metazoa; Chordata; Actinopteri; Scombriformes; Scombridae
Gene: syt1a
Product: synaptotagmin Ia
Exons: 8
Coding region: 1-1263 (420 amino acids)
Biological process (GO): synaptic vesicle endocytosis; calcium ion-regulated exocytosis of neurotransmitter; regulation of calcium ion-dependent exocytosis
Cellular component (GO): axon; dense core granule; synaptic vesicle membrane
Molecular function (GO): calcium-dependent phospholipid binding; calcium ion binding; syntaxin binding
Source: RefSeq, a predicted model, not a curated record